AUAGUUGACCCACCCUGAGAUCCUCUCCUCUUUGUAUAUAAAUACACAUGAUUCGUGAUCUGGUCUGAAGAUCAUAAAACCAUAACACACACAUUCGAAAACCCCCUAGUCAACCGAAGAAAAGCGUUGAAAAGCUCGCUCCGAUGGCAGACCACAACCUUGAUCGCGCUUCUAGCUCCAUGGACGUUGCAGCUGCAGAGGUAGUAGAAGCCGAACAACAGGCCCCAAUGGCAGAAAACGAUGAUAUGGACUCAACGCAGUACUUUGCGAGCAGAUUAAAUUAUCUUGCAGCAGAGAAGGCCAACGGAGAGAAUCCAUACCCACACAAGUUUUCUGUCUCGAUUUCAGUCUCUGAGUUCAUUAACAAGUACAAAAGCUUAUUCAACGGAGACCAUGUUGAAGACGACCUAGUUUCUGUAGCUGGACGGAUAAUGAGCAAGAGAUCUUCAUCUUCCAAGCUUUCAUUCUAUGAUCUGAAUGAUAGUUGCUUAAAGGUCCAAGUAAUGGCUGAUUUAAGGAAGUCUGAACUAGACAGAGAUGAGUUUGCAAAGCUCCAUGAGUUUGCCAAGCGUGGAGACAUCGUCGGCGUCACCGGUUUUCCAGGAAAAACUAAGAGAGGAGAGUUAAGUAUCUUCCCACGAUCGUUUACUGUGCUGUCUCCUUGCCUCCACAUGUUGCCUGGAGCUGAUAAUAAGAAGCGAGAAGUAUGGUCUCCAGGCAACCUAAGACAUCCUCAAACAUAUUUUCUCAAGGACCAGGAAACUCGUUUUCGCCAGCGUUAUCUCGACCUAAUGAUGAACAACCACGAGAUUCCUCAGAUAUUCAAGACCAUCGAUAACAUCAACAAGUACAUAAGAAGAUUCCUCUCCGGUCUUGAUUUCGUGGAGGUUUCGACUCCGAUGCUGCACACGAUACCCGGCGGAGCAGCCGCGCGUCCCUUUGCGACGCACCACAACGACCUCGACAUGAAGCUCUACAUGCGCAUCUCGCCCGAGCUCCAUCUCAAGCAGCUCGUGAUCGGCGGCAUGGACCGCGUCUACGAGAUUGGGAAGCAGUUCAGGAACGAGAGCAUCGACGUGACGCACAAUCCAGAGUUCACCACUUGCGAGUUCUACAUGGCUUACGCCGACUACAAUGACUUGAUGAAGAUGACUGAAGAUUUGUUGAGUGGUUUGGUCAAGGAGCUAACGGGUGGUUACAGAGUCAAGUACCAUGCUAAUGGUUAUGAUAAGGAUCCGAUAGUAAUCGACUUUGCUCCUCCAUACAGGAGGAUUGACAUGAUCGGAGAGUUGGAGAAGAUGGCUAAUCUCAAUAUACCAAAAGAUUUGGCUAGUGAAGAAGCUAACAAGUAUCUCAUUGAUGCAUGCGCGAGGUUGGAUGUCAAGUGCCCACCUCCUAUGACAACUGCUCGUUUGCUGGAUAAACUUGUUGGACACUUUGUGGAAGGGACAUGUGUUAACCCCACUUUCAUAAUGAACCACCCGGAGAUAAUGAGUCCAUUGGCAAAGUCGCACAGAUCCAUCAAGGGCUUGACUGAACGGUUUGAGCUGUUCAUCAACCAACAUGAACUCUGCAAUGCCUACACUGAGUUGAAUGAUCCUGUGGUGCAGCGUCAGCGAUUUGCUGAUCAGCUCAAGGAUAGACAAAGUGGAGAUGAAGAAGCGAUGGCAAUGGAUGAGAGCUUUUGCACUGCUCUAGAGUAUGGAUUGCCUCCUACAGGUGGUUGGGGAAUUGGAAUUGACCGGCUUGCUAUGUUGCUUACCGACUCCCAGAACAUUAAGGAAGUUAUAACCUUCCCACUAAUGAAGCCCCAGGACUGAAAUAUAUUUUCUGAUUUUGUGAUUGUUUUUUUCAGAUUGUUUUCAGCUUUUUCUUGUAAUUAAACCAAAAAAAAUAAUACUACUUUGUAUUGUCCAAAAAGAAAAACUAAGAACUCAUGUAAUUCUCUUA
Raphanus sativus (radish) is the source of this 1950-nucleotide messenger RNA. RefSeq names its product lysine--tRNA ligase, cytoplasmic. Gene Ontology annotation, biological process: lysyl-tRNA aminoacylation. Gene Ontology annotation, molecular function: lysine-tRNA ligase activity; ATP binding; tRNA binding. The record is from RefSeq and is a predicted model, not a curated record. The transcript is spliced from 11 exons. The coding region runs from base 144 to 1820 and encodes 558 amino acids. NCBI's taxonomy places the organism in Eukaryota, Viridiplantae, Streptophyta, Magnoliopsida, Brassicales, Brassicaceae. Gene Ontology annotation, cellular component: cytoplasm; cytosol.